UCUCUUCAAAUCGAAAUUACUCAGAAUCUUCAAAUCAAAAACACAAUAGUCAUCAAAUCAUAUCAAGAUCCUCCCAUCUCCAUUCUCUCAAAUUUCCAAAUCGCUCGCUGUAAAAACAAAGAAACUAAAAUCCCAUCAUCAAUGGCGGCUCAUUCCAACAGAUCCCCCUCCCCGCUUUCUUCCAGACCCAUCAAUCCAAAUCCCAAAAACCCCGAAAUCAAUUCAACAAUCCGCAGAAGCUUCACUGGUAACAGCAAACCCUCGCUUCUCACCAAUCAGAGACGAUUCGAUCCAAUCACACCUGCUAAUAGCCCUUCAGAUUUUGCGAGAAGACGACCGUCUGUGGUUAAAAUUUGCGAAGAGAAAGAGAAUGAUGAGAAAGACUGCGUUUUGAAAGCUUCAAAACUGCAUUCGCCGGCGAAGGGUUUCAUGGCUCCGACGAUCUCCGCAGCCUCAAAGUUCACUCCAUCUCCGAGGAAGAAGGUGUUGGUGGAGAGGAACGAGCCUGUUCGGACCUCCAUCUCCUUCUCCGAUGGGAAAGCCAUGUUCUUCUCUUCUAAUGUUUCUCAAGAUUUGGAGCCCAAAAAUGAGGCUUUUUCGGACUCAAAUCUUGCUGGCUCCGAAAACAAGAAGCCUGUUGUUGACACUCAUCCAGUUUCGAAGCCUUGUAAGAAGGUGACCUUUUCAACUGAAUCAGCGAUUAAUGAUCCUGACAGUCGGAAACAUGAAUCAAUUGCACCGCUUGAUGCUGAUCCUUCUCUCCCACCGUAUGAUCCUAAAACCAACUACUUGUCUCCAAGGCCUCAGUUUAUUCGUUACAAACCGAAUCCCAGAGUUGAAAUACUCAAAGGAAAGGGGCUGGAUUCGGAUGAGCUCGAAUAUAGCCUAAUGGCAGAGAUAUUUUCUGAGGGCUUUUCAGACUCCGACGAGGGUAAUGAUGAGUCUCAGAUGAACAAGGAGGUUACUGCCUCGGAAGAUAUGGUGAUUGGAUUGGAUGAAGAGAUAGAAGCCGCCGAUGCUCAUGCUUCUGAGCCGCCUUCUUUGUCAUUGCCGGUUAGUACAGCUUCUUCACUUGAUGAAAUCUCGGAGGAGGAGUUUGUUGGGAAGAAGCCGAGGAGCAUAUCUAGAUUGAUGUGUUUCUCUGUGGUUCUGGCUUUGUUGGUAGCUUGUGUGUCUGUUUCUGUGACGCUUGCUCCUUCAUUUGAUGAGCCGUUGUUCAUCAAGGACCUGAGCUUGUCCGAUUUGAGUGGUAGCUUGUAUGAGCAAUCAAGAGCUGUUGCUGCUUCUGCAAGAUUGCAUUUAGGCAGUGUGGCGGCCAGUUCUGCGUCUAUUGUGAUGAAGCUGGUUGAAGGCGAGAAACGAGCUCCCGUGCAGUUCAUGAACCUGACUGAUCUGCAAGAGAAUGCUUGGAAGGAGGCAUAUUUUCUGAAACGAGUGGAGGACGUUGAAGAAGAGGAAUUGGAUACUGAAAUGGAAGAGGAGGAAGCCUAUGCAGAUGAGGAGCUUGAUCUUGAUGCUGAAAUUGACGAGUUUCAGGAGGAAGAAGCUGAUUCUGGUGAUGAUUACUUUGAGAUGGAGGAAUACGACAUCGUAGCUGCCACUGAAGAAACUGUGAUUCAAACUGAGAUGGAUCGAUCAGCUGCAAUGGAAAUUUCUCCUGAUUCUGCUCAAUUGGAAUCUGAAUAUUCGCAUGAUAUCCAGAUUCCGACAGAUAUGGUUUCAAUGCAGAUGGAUCAACCAGCUGCUGCUGUUCCUCAGAAUCAAGAAACUGAAGUGGAGGCUGCUGCAAUUGAAGUUGAGAUAUCACAAGGCGACAUCAAUGUUGGAGCUUCUGAUAAUGCUGACACUAUCGCAUCGGAUCAAAUUACAGCAAAUGUUAUCAUCGGAGUGGCAAUAGCAGGUGUAGUUGGAGUUGCGGCGUUGGCGUACAAGAGAAUUUCCAGUUCGUCGGCUAACGUUGUGCAAGUGGAGCCAAUUGUGAGCAAACAAAGAGGCACCAAGAAGCCUGAGGCUAUCCAACAAGAGAAGGAAUGUUCAGAGAGUUGGGAAACGCAGUCGGAGAUGAGCAGCAGCUAUCAGUAUGAGAGGAGUGGUGGUGCAAAUGAAGUAGAGAGCUCGGAGAGGAAGGCCAGAAAGUAUUAUUCCAAAAGGGAGUCGUUGGCUUCUUCCACGGAGUCGCCUUCUUAUGGAAGCUUCACCACUUAUGAGAGGAUUCCCGUCAAGAUUAAUGGGUAUGGAGAUGAGGAGAUGAUGACUCCGGUUAGGCGAUCGAGCAGAAUCAGGAAGCAGGUGACUUCUUCUUCGUAGUGUAGUAGGAGUUGAAGUAGCAGUAGCAGUAGAAGUAGUGUUCUGCAGCACAUCUCUGAUGUGUGAAACAGACAUUCUAGUUUCUAUGAUUAAUGCCUUGUGUUGUGUGAAUUUAGAUAAAGUCUACUCUUUUUAUGUUUACAACAUUUCUUUCAUCUUAUUCAUUUACGUGUUUAGUACAA
Messenger RNA from Salvia miltiorrhiza (redroot sage), 2489 nucleotides. RefSeq lists its product as uncharacterized. The record is from RefSeq and is a predicted model, not a curated record. NCBI's taxonomy places the organism in Eukaryota, Viridiplantae, Streptophyta, Magnoliopsida, Lamiales, Lamiaceae. The coding region runs from base 142 to 2307 and encodes 721 amino acids. The transcript is spliced from 3 exons.